Molecule: messenger RNA, 897 nt
Organism: Lottia gigantea (owl limpet)
Lineage: Eukaryota; Metazoa; Mollusca; Gastropoda; Lottiidae
Exons: 5
Coding region: 1-897 (298 amino acids)
Biological process (GO): rRNA base methylation
Cellular component (GO): nucleus
Molecular function (GO): 23S rRNA (adenine(1618)-N(6))-methyltransferase activity
Source: RefSeq, a predicted model, not a curated record
AUGGCGCUGAAUAAAUUCAUGCAUCCAAGAAACUUGUACAGAAAUAAGAAACCAGAUUUUGCAUCACUGGCUUUGAAAUACCCUGAAUUCAAAGAAUUAUCUAGUCAAGAUUUUAAUGGGAAAGUGACACUAGAUUUUAAAAAUCCAGAGAGUGUCAGAAUAUUAACUCAAACAUUAUUAAAAGAAGAUUUUAAUCUAGAUAUUGAAAUACCCACUGAUAGACUAGUACCAACUCUGUCUUCUAGAUUAAACUAUAUACAUUGGAUAGAAGAUAUGUUUAGUGAUCAGUAUGAAGGUUUAAAUGGAAUUGAUAUUGGAACUGGAUCGUCAUGUAUUUAUGCCAUAUUAGGCUGUAAAUUAAAUAACUGGUCAUUCCUUGCCACAGAAAUAGAUGAAAAAAACUAUGAAUAUGCUUGUCAAAAUGUUGCAAGAAAUAACAUGGAAGAGAAAAUUAAAGUAAUUAAAGUAGAAGAGAAUAGUGGAUUACCAGAAACUAUUAUUAAAGAUUCUGGUAAAAAGUUUGAUUUUAUCAUGUGUAACCCUCCAUUUUUUGCUGAUCAUAUGGAAGCCCAGGCUGUCAGCACCUCACGAAAGAUAGACAGACCUGACCCACCAUCUUUAAAUACAGCAGAAGAUUGUGAGAGUAUUAUUCAUGGAGGAGAGGCAGCCUUUAUAAAGCAAAUGAUCAUUGACUCUUUUAAAUUAAAGGAUAAAAUCAAAGUAUUUUCAUCAAUGGUGGGGAAGAAACUCAAUGUAGCAGUGAUCAAGGACGAACUUAAAAGACAACAGAUAAAGAAUCGUUCUACAACUGAGUUUUGUCAAGGUAAAACUAUGAGAUGGGGAGUAGCUUGGAGUUUUGACGAAACUGUUCAAUUUCCAGUAAGUUCACAGUUAUAA